Drosophila hydei is the source of this 386-nucleotide messenger RNA. It is a transcript of the gene Rpb10, whose product is annotated as DNA-directed RNA polymerases I, II, and III subunit RPABC5. NCBI's taxonomy places the organism in Eukaryota, Metazoa, Arthropoda, Insecta, Diptera, Drosophilidae. Gene Ontology annotation, cellular component: RNA polymerase II, core complex; RNA polymerase I complex; RNA polymerase III complex. Gene Ontology annotation, molecular function: zinc ion binding; DNA-directed RNA polymerase activity; DNA binding. Gene Ontology annotation, biological process: tRNA transcription by RNA polymerase III; transcription by RNA polymerase I; transcription by RNA polymerase II. The record is from RefSeq and is a predicted model, not a curated record. The coding region runs from base 96 to 299 and encodes 67 amino acids. The transcript is spliced from 2 exons.
AGUCCUAAUAACAAAUAGAAGCGAAACAUAAAAGUGUGCGCAAAGAACAAACGAAAUAAAUUGUUAUAAGACAAAUAUAAUUAAAUUGUAUCAAUAUGAUAAUACCAAUCCGGUGUUUUACCUGCGGAAAGGUAAUUGGUAACAAAUGGGAAUCCUACCUUGGCUUGCUGCAGGCCGAGUACACGGAAGGUGACGCUUUGGAUGCUUUAGGAUUAAAGCGUUACUGUUGUCGUCGAAUGCUGCUUGGACACGUGGAUCUAAUUGAGAAGCUUCUUAAUUAUGCACCUCUUGAGAAGUAAAUCAAUUUCGCGCUGCACCUGAAGACAAUUAACUAAUAUAUACAGAAUUUGAACGACAAACUUUAUAUUUUAUUAUAAAAAUAAAUU